GUUCACCGGCAGGGCAAGUCUUGUGCCCGCGGACGCUGUCCCGGGUACCCGCCUCCCUGAAACACCUUUCAUCACCAGAUGCCAUAACCGACCUCGCCUUGAAUCCUGGCUACUACGGGCGCCUGGUAGAGGAGUCCCUGGGGAAUUGCUGCCUGGCCACGGAGGAGAUCGAGCGGGACCUGCACCGGUCCCUGCCGGAGCACCCCGCCUUCCAGACCGAGACGGGCAUCGCCGCUCUGAGGAGGGUCCUGACAGCCUACGCCCACCGCAACCCCAGGAUCGGGUACUGCCAGUCCAUGAACAUCCUGGCCUCCGUGCUGCUGCUCUACGCCACCGAGGAGGACGCCUUCUGGCUGCUGGUCACGGUGUGCGAGCGCAUGCUCCCCGACUACUUCAACCGCCGCGUGCUGGGGGCCCAGGUGGACCAGUCCGUGUUUGAGGAGCUCAUCCAGGAGCAGCUGCCGGAGCUGGCGGAGCGCCUACGCGACCCCUCGGCCCUGGCGUCCCUGUCGCUCUCCUGGUUCCUGACGCUCUUCCUCAGCAUCAUGCCCCUGGAGAGCGCCGUGCACGUGGUCGACUGCUUCUUCUACGACGGCAUCAAGGUCGUCUUCCAGCUGGGGCUGGCCGUGCUGGAGGCCAACGCCCGGGCCCUGUGCAGCAGCCGGGACGACGGCCAGGCCCUCGUGCUCCUCAGCAGGUUUCUAGAUCACAUCAAGAAUGAGGACAGCCCUGGGCCCCCCAUGGGCAGCCACCACGCCUUUGUCUCCGAGGACCAGGAGCCCCCUCCAGUGACAGACAUUGGGGACCUGAUCCGCGACUCCUAUGAGAAGUUCGGGCACCAGUCGGUGGGGCAGAUUGAACGCAUGCGCUGCAGGCACAGGAUCCGGGUCCUCCAGGGCCAUGAGGGCACCACCAAGCAGAACGUGCUCCGCGUGGUCAGCCCUGAAGUCUCGUUCCCCUUUGGCGACCUCGAGGAGCUCUAUGACUUGUUCAAGCGGGAGCACAUGAUGAGCUGCUACUGGGAGCAGCCGCGGCCCGGGCCUGCCCGCCACGACCCCAGCCGGCCCUACGCCGAGCAGUACCGCAUAGACAGCCGGCAGUUUGCACGCCUGUUCCAGCUGGUCUCGCCAUGGACCUGCGGGGCGCACACGGAGAUCCUCGCCGAGAGGACCUUCCGGCUCCUGGACGACAACAUGGACCAUCUUAUCGAAUUCAAAGCAUUUGCCAGCUGCCUCGACGCUAUGUAUAAUGGAGAAAUGAAUGAGAAAAUUAAACUGCUCUACAGGCUCCACGUUCCUCCCGCCCUCACUGAAGAUGACCAAGACAGCCAGUCACCACUGAAGAACCCUCUGCUGUCCACAUCAAGACCCCUGGUCUUUGGGAAAGCAAAAGAUGAUGCCUCCGACUACAAGAAACAGCUAAAGCAGAUGAUUAAGGAUUUAGCCAAAGAAAAAGCUAAAUCUGAGACUGAGUUGCCCCAAAUGAGCCAGAGAGAAUUUAUCCAGUUCUGUAAAACUUUGUACAGCAUGUUCCACGAAGACCCAGAGGAAAACAACUUGUACCAAGCCAUCGCCACGGUCACCACGCUCCUGCUACAGAUCGGGGAGGUGGGGCAGCACAGCAGCAGCAGCAGCAGCUUGGGGAGCUGCUCCCAGGAGAGCGGGGAGGGGCCGCGGGCCUCAGCACCUUCUCCUGAGCAGGACUCUGUUUUUGUGGACACAGACACUGGGACAGCUCCCCAGGACGCCAGGGCAUUUCCUGAAGAGGCGGAAGGGGACUGGACAGUCUCCCUUGAACACAUAUUAGCUUCACUUCUGACUGAACAGUCAUUAGUAAACUUUUUUGAAAAGCCACUGGACAUUAAAUCCAAACUUGAAAAUGCCAAGAUCAAUCAGUACAACCUCAAAACUUUAGAAAUGAGCAGCCAAUCACUGCCUGAACUUAAGCAAGAUAGUGACUUGCUGAGAUGAGUUGGCCAUAACAAAGCAAGAACCACCCAUUUGUGGACUGUCGGCCCCAUAAAUCCAGGUUUCAGUCUCAUUCAUUCUGAGUAUAGUCUAUGUUCUGGGCAUCCAGGUAAGCAACCUGACAGCCCCAACUGUGGCCAGAACUGAUGCAACCCUCAACAUUGUGUUCUUUAUUAAGAGGGAGAGACACUGAUACUGGUUGCCUCCCAUACAAACCCUGGCCUGGGAUGGGACCUGCAACCUGUCACGUGCCCUGACUGGAAAUCAAACCUGUAGCCUUCCGGUGCGCAGGAUGCCGCUCCAACAAACUGAGCCACAGCAGCCAGGCCAGGCCGUUUGACUAUCAGAUUCACUGAAAUAGGCACCACCGCUGCUGUGUUUUCAUUCAGAUAGAACACGGGUCCAAGGCUCCAUGCUAACCCAGACUAAGAAACGCCCAAGCUCAUUUUUCACUUGGAUAAUGGGAGGUCUAGAGUCAAGUUCACUUUGAAGAUCUAAGAGCCACUGUCUAUGCAAUUGCAUCUGGCUUUUUCUUUGCACAAAUUUUGUUUCAAUGCUGGUAAUUGAAACCAUUUUAAUAUAUUUGGUUGUAUUCACUUUCCUUACAAAAAUGUUGUGUAUAAAUCAUGCUAUCAAUGUUGGCCUCCAAGAUUUUUAAUAAGAAAUUUUUGUACCGAC
This is a messenger RNA of Myotis lucifugus (little brown bat), 2645 nucleotides long. RefSeq names its product TBC1 domain family member 8 (gene TBC1D8). The record is from RefSeq and is a predicted model, not a curated record. NCBI's taxonomy places the organism in Eukaryota, Metazoa, Chordata, Mammalia, Chiroptera, Vespertilionidae. The transcript has 11 exons. The annotation marks the transcript as partial.